AUCGAACCACCGAACCAACAACUCCUCUCCACACCACGAAGUCGACGAUGAUGCGCCGCGCUGUCUUCACAAUUGCUCGGCAGACGCCCUGCCGUGCGCCAUUGGCUGCUCGCCAGUUCUCUGUUGCCGCUGCCCGUCGCUAUGCGUCCAAGGAUGAGACCGUCGCCGUGAAGAAGUUCAAUGAGAUCAAGUCUGAGGAGGACUUGCUUCCCCCAGGUGCUCCAGUUGGCACCGUGCCAACAGACCUCAACCAGUCGACCGGUCUGGAGCGUCUCGAGAUCCUUGGUAAAAUGCAGGGCAUCGAUAUUUUCGACAUGAAGCCGCUGGACUCGUCACGGAAAGGCACGAUGGAGGACCCCAUCAUCGUCCGAUCCUUUGGCGAGGAGCAGUACGUCGGCUGCACCGGCGUUCCUGCCGACACUCACGAGAUCCUCUGGCUCGUCACCUCCCGCGACCGUCCUAUCGAACGCUGCGGCGAAUGUGGAAACGUCAUCAAGAUGGAGUACGUCGGCCCGGAGAUGAGCCACGACCACCACGACGACCAUGGCCACGACGAGCACGCCUACGCAGGCGAGCCGAAGACAAUGGCCGACUUCAUCAAGCCGGAGUACAGGUAUGGUGCGCCUAAGAGCUCGUAGACGGCGACGUUGGCGAAGGCUUUGACGAGGCUGCAGAGAGCGAGCGUGGAAAUCAAAAUGUAUGUUGUGUACAUAUAUCUAGAAUGGAGUGGACAAAUGAAACAGCUUCCUUUUUUUUUU
This is a messenger RNA of Verruconis gallopava, 758 nucleotides long. RefSeq lists its product as uncharacterized. Bases 48 to 638 code for a protein of 196 amino acids. NCBI's taxonomy places the organism in Eukaryota, Fungi, Ascomycota, Dothideomycetes, Venturiales, Sympoventuriaceae. Gene Ontology annotation, cellular component: mitochondrial envelope. The transcript has 4 exons. Gene Ontology annotation, biological process: mitochondrial electron transport, cytochrome c to oxygen. The record is from RefSeq and is a predicted model, not a curated record.